CAUCCAAGGGCCUCUAAGGGUCCAAAUUAAUGCCAAAGGGUGACACCAACAAUUACAGAGACUGGAAGAAGAAGAAGAGGAAACAGCAGAGUAAAAGGGAACAAUCCAAACCCGGAACUUCCCAUGGAUGCUACCGAAUCGCAAACGGAUCUGCAGAACCGACCCGGAAUCUUCAUCAUAGGAUCCUCAAACGUUGGCAAACGCACCAUCAUAUCUCGACUGACCUCUGUUGAUGUUGAGGAUGCUUUUGAUUCGGCUUCUGAAGUGAAUGUCCAUGGGUGGACUAUCAAUAAUAAGUACUAUACUGCUGAUGUUUCUAUAUGGAUGGCUCAUCUUCGUGAUGAUUAUUCUGCUGGUAACAUGUCCAUGUUUCGACACAUGACUGCAUUGGUGAUGGUUUUUGACAUGAAUGAACCAUCUUCCCUAGCUGCACUUCGAGAAUGGGUGUCUCACACUGAUAUUCAGAACUUUGAGAUUUUACUGUGUAUUGGAAACAAAGUGGAUCUGGUUUCUGGGCAUCCAGCUCAUGCUGAAUACAGAAGGCGGUUGCUGAAACUAGAAGACUCUGCUGUAGAUCAUUAUUCAGAAGAGUAUGGAAUAUCUGAAUCAGAGGGAACUAGUUUAUUGGGGGAUGAGGCACCAGCAUGGGACAUCAGAAGGUCCUGUUUAGAAUGGUGCACUGAUCACAAUAUUGAGUUCAUCGAGGCAUGUGCUUCCAAUGCUGAUUUUGACAAAUGUUUGUCCAUAGAUGGUGAUUUACAAGGAGUUGAACGUCUCCAUGGUGCACUUUCUGCUCAUAUGUGGUCUGGAAUGGUAUUGAAAUCUGGGGAUAGGAUAAAUCAACCAUCAUUUCCUGAGAAAGAGGAGUUAUCUUCAGAAGAAUCUGACUAUGAACCUGAAUAUGAAGUAUUAUCAGCUGGUUCGGCUGAUCCCUGGUAUGAAAGUGAACAAGUAUGGGUUUCUGCAUCUUCCUUAGAAGCAGGGGGAUCAGCUCCUCAAAACAAUCCUAGUGCAGAGGGUCAACAGGAGGAUGGAAUUAAACCUGAUAAAGAGUUUGCGCCCACAACUUCAAGUGAUGCAAUUCAAGAUGAAAGUGAGAGGGAUGUGCUGCACAAUACCAUGGAUUCUGAAGGAGAUGAAAAGGCAGUCGAAGGUAAAUAUCUUGACUUAGAGGAUUUGGAACAGUUGAUGUCUGAGAUUGGGAAUAUGCGUGCAGGCUUAAGAUUGAUGCCUGAUUUUCAAAGAAGGGACAUGGCAGCAAAGCUGGCCAUGAAAAUGGCUUCCAUUUUUGGAGGAGAGAGUGACGAUGAGAAAAUUUAGUUGAUUUUGGAUGUAAGCUCAGUGAUUAGUUAUAGGUUUAAGGUUAGAUAGAUGAAUGUCAUUCUGGUUAUGCUUCUGCUCUGUUACUCUUUUUAAGGUCAAGUAUUCCUGUUUUCUCUACACAGUUUUAUAGUCUGUAUUUUCUGGAGCAGAACAUUUUGCUAAAAAUUUCGUGGUAAUUAACGUGGUGGUGAUGUUGUGAAAAACUGUCAGGUUACUUCCUGCUGCAGUUGUAAGUGUAGAACAGAUUGAAAACGUACAGGGACAAAAUGACAAAUAAAAUGUCUAAAUUUAUUUUUUA
Vigna angularis (adzuki bean) is the source of this 1621-nucleotide messenger RNA. RefSeq lists its product as uncharacterized. Lineage: Eukaryota; Viridiplantae; Streptophyta; Magnoliopsida; Fabales; Fabaceae. The transcript is spliced from 6 exons. Gene Ontology annotation, molecular function: GTP binding; GTPase activity. Bases 124 to 1320 code for a protein of 398 amino acids. The record is from RefSeq and is a predicted model, not a curated record.